Notolabrus celidotus (New Zealand spotty) is the source of this 3629-nucleotide messenger RNA. RefSeq names its product DNA topoisomerase I, like (gene top1l). Gene Ontology annotation, biological process: DNA replication; DNA topological change; chromosome segregation. The transcript is spliced from 21 exons. Gene Ontology annotation, cellular component: chromosome; nucleolus. Bases 136 to 2403 code for a protein of 755 amino acids. NCBI's taxonomy places the organism in Eukaryota, Metazoa, Chordata, Actinopteri, Labriformes, Labridae. Gene Ontology annotation, molecular function: DNA topoisomerase type I (single strand cut, ATP-independent) activity; DNA binding. The record is from RefSeq and is a predicted model, not a curated record.
GCAUUUAAGUUGAACUGGGACUUCUUUCUCUUACACAACUGUGUCUUUUCUUCAUUCUGGUCUCAUCUCCUGGCCGGUGUGUGGUAACCCCUCACGUUGCUCAUCUUUGAUUUUUAAUUAAACACCCCGUUGGAAAUGAGUGGAGACCUUUCCCACAGUGAGGACCAGGUUGACUGUGGCUCUCGUUUUAAUGACUCUCACAAGCAUAAGGACAAGUACAAAGACAAGGAGCACAAACACAAGGACCACAAAAAGGAUAAGGAACGAGAGAAAUCGAAGCAUGGCAACAGUGAUCACAAGGAUUCCUUAGAAAAAAAACACAGAGACAAAGAGAAGGAAAAGGUGAAGCACAAAGAUGGCAGCACAGACAAAUACAAGGACAAGCACAAGGAGAAGAGGAAGGAAGAGAAGAUGAAGUCCCUUGAUGGUAAAAUCAAAAAGGAAAAGGAAAACGGAUUUGCCAGCCCUCUACAUGUGAAGUCUGAGCCUGAAGAGGACUUUUACCACUCUCCUAAACUCGAGAAAUCUCUAAAAAGAGAACGGGAUGAUGAUAAUGACGCUGAAUUCAAGCCGAAGAAAAUCAAGACUGAAAAUGACAAGAAGGCAAAGAAAAGAAAACCAGAAGAAGACAUAAAGUCCAAAAAGUCAAAAAACAAAAAAGGACAAGUCGCAGAUGGAAAAAAGAAAGCAAAGAAAGAGCCUGAGGAGAAGUGGAAAUGGUGGGAAGAAGAGAGAUACACAGAUGGCGUCAAAUGGAAGUUCCUGGAACACAAAGGGCCCGUGUUUGCGCCACCUUAUGAUCCUCUUCCUAGCAAUGUCAAAUUUUACUACGAUGGUAAGCACAUGAGGCUCAGUCCAGGAGCGGAGGAGGUCGCAACAUUCUUUGCCAAAAUGUUGGAGCAUGAAUACACAUCAAAAGACAUCUUCCGCAAAAACUUCUUUAAAGAUUGGAAAAAGGAAAUGACGCCUGAAGAGAAGGCUAAAUUAACAGACCUUAAGAAGUGUGACUUCACCGAGAUGAGUGACUACUUCAAAGCCCAAUCUGAAGCCAGGAAGGCCAAGACAAAGGAGGAUAAACUGAAAACAAAGGAGGAGAAUGAGCGUAUUCUCCAGGAGUAUGGCUUUUGCAUCAUGGACAACCACAGGGAACGUAUUGCUAACUUUCGCAUUGAGCCCCCGGGCCUGUUUCGUGGACGUGGAGACCAUCCUAAGAUGGGAAUGCUUAAACGUCGCAUCAGGCCUCAAGACAUCAUCGUCAACUGCAGCAAGGACUCCAAGCAUCCUGCGCCUCCUGCAGGCACAAAGUGGAAAGAGGUUCGUCAUGACAACAAGGUGACUUGGCUGGUGUCAUGGACUGAGAACAUUCAAGGCUCCAUUAAGUACAUCAUGCUUAACCCCAGCUCUAGGAUUAAGGGAGAGAAGGAUUGGCAGAAAUACGAAACUGCCCGGAGAUUGAAGAAAUGUGUUGACCGUAUCAGAACCCAGUACCGUGAGGACUGGAAGUCUAAGGAGAUGCGGAUCAGACAGCGGGCUGUGGCUCUGUACUUCAUCGACAAGUUGGCUUUGAGAGCGGGUAACGAGAAGGAAGAAGGAGAGACUGCGGACACUGUUGGUUGCUGCUCUCUGAGAGUUGAACACAUCAAACUCUAUCCGGAAAACGAUGGUCAAGAGUACGUGGUGGAGUUUGACUUUCUGGGUAAAGACUCCAUCCGCUACUACAACAAAGUCCCUGUGGAGAAAAGGGUGUUUAAAAAUCUCCAGCUGUUCAUGGAGAACAAGGAGCCUGAUGAUGACCUGUUUGAUCGUCUGAAUACUUCAGUUCUGAACAAGCAUCUUCAGGAGCUGAUGGAUGGUCUGACAGCCAAAGUUUUCCGUACCUACAAUGCCUCAAUCACCCUGCAACAACAGUUGAAGGAGCUCACGAAUGUGGAUGAGAACAUUCCAGCCAAAAUCUUGUCCUACAACAGGGCUAACAGGGCUGUGGCCAUCCUGUGUAACCAUCAAAGGGCUCCACCAAAGACCUUUGAGAAGUCCAUGCAGAACCUGCAGACAAAGAUUGAUGCUAAAAGGGACCAGCUCUCUGAUGCCAAGAGAGAAUUGAAAAGCGCCAAGGCAGAUGCAAAAGUACGAAGAGAUGAAAAGUCCAAAAAGAGUGUGGAGACCAAGAAGAAGGCCGUUCAGAGGAUAGAGGAGCAACUCAUGAAGCUGGAGGUGCAGGCAACUGAUCGUGAGGAGAACAAGCAGAUUGCCCUCGGCACUUCCAAGCUCAACUAUCUGGACCCUCGCAUCUCUGUGGCUUGGUGUAAGAAGUGGGGCAUCCCUGUGGAGAAGAUCUACAACAAAACACAACGUGAGAAGUUUGCCUGGGCCAUCGAUAUGGCAGAGGACGACUAUGAAUUUUAAAUCCCAGUUUGUGGUUUUAACUAUGAUACACCCAUUUUUAUUGGAUACUUGUUUUUUUAGCUUAAGUCAAUUUUACUCGAUGGCCAGACCUGCCAGGAAUUUUAGACAGUUUGAGAAGAAAAUCAGUGGCAACAUGGUAGGAUGAAAUGAGGCCAUGUUGAAGUGGCAGGAGUGGCUGUGGGUAGUCUUAAACAUCUGAUCUGAGAUCAGGCGUCAAGGCCGAACUACACCCACAACUGAGCAUCAAGGCAGAGUCCCAGUAAUUGGAAGAUACUUUUAUCUUUGUUUUGCUCCCUCCAUGGAGACAAAAUGUGACAAGCCUGAACUUUGAACUCUAUUGUCCUACAGCUACUGUAUUAAAGCAAAAAGAAAGAAAUGCUUUUAUCAUUUUAUUUUUUCUUGUUCACUUGCUCUGUAUUUUAGCCUCCCAUGUAUUAUUAUUGAAUUCUAUAUUUUGAUAGACAAAGUUAAAUCAAAUGAAUCCUUGACUACACCCACAGGCCUUUCAAGGAAAAUGGAAAUGUGAGUUCAACAUUUGAGGGGUUUGUGUGUGCACGUGCGUGUGUAUGUGAGUCUUGGCCUAUGAAGCAAUCUGUUUGGGUGAAUAUUUUAAACUGGACAAUAUUGGAUUGUUUAGCAUGAAAGAGGAUGUCUGGGCAGGCAAAGGGCAAAAAUAAUGCAACCAUGUCAAUAUUUACUUAAGCAAGCAGAAUGUGAAUAUCUUGUUUUACAGCCUCCAUCAGGGACUUUUCUUUUCAGUGUAAAUGUGAACCAUUCAUUUUUAUCAUUCUGAGCUGCAAGCAUCCUCUCAAUCUAUCUGCGUUGCCAUGUCUACAUCUGAUUUUAACUUAAUUUAACAAUUGUUCCCGGAAAAAAAUUCCCAACUGUUACUUGAAGAAAAUGCUAUGAUAAUGUAUUUAAAGUCAGUUAAUGGAAAGUGUUUGUCUUUCCAGAAGGGUAUGUGAGGGAUAUCCACUUUGCCAAAAAUUACCAAUCUGUUACAAUUUUAGGCAUUUUUUAAUUGUGUAAAGAAUGAGGAUAAAGAAAUGUAACAUUAAAUGUGAAUUCAGUUCUUUUAAUUCCACUCUUAUGAUAGGAAAAUCGAUGUAAGUAGCUGUAAAGUCAACAUCCUAUUCUUGUUUUACCUUCUGUCAUAGCCUUUGAUCAUGUUUUAUUUGAAUUUUAUGCUCAGUGUAGGUUGAAAACAAUAAAAUCCUACAAAUAAA